AUGGGCCAAGUGAAAUCAUUUCGCUUACAAAUUUGUGCCAAAUUUGACAGGUGUGAAGUUCAAACACUCCACCAGUUCUCUUGGACUAAACCCGAAGGAGAGCGUUUGCUUGGCGCCAGGACGUCUCUCCAGGAAUGUUGGAUUUCGCAUCCUAUUGUAAAAUGUACUUACUGCAGAUCAGAAUUUCAACAAGAGAGCAAAACUAAUACAAUUUGUAAGAAGUAUGCUCAAAAUGUGAAGCAGUUUGGCAUGCCUAAGCCUUGUCAGUACUGUAACAUAAUUGCAGCAUUUAUUGGUACGAAAUGUCAGCGUUGCACAAAUUCAGAAAAGAAAUAUGGACCACCUCAGACCUGUGAACAGUGCAAACAACAAUGUGCUUUUGAUCGGAAGGAGGAAGGAAGAAGAAAGGUUGAUGGAAAGUUAUUAUGCUGGCUCUGUACUUUAUCAUACAAAAGAGUUUUACAGAAGACAAAAGAACAAAGGAAGAGCCUGGGAUCUUCGCAUUCAAAUUCAUCAUCUUCAUCUCUUACCGAGAAAGACCAGCAUCAUUCAAAACAUCACCACCAUCAUCACCAUCACCAUCGGCACAGCAGUAGCCAUCACAAAAUCAGCAAUCUGAGUCCAGAACAAGAGCAGGGACUAUGGAAACAGGGCCAUAAAUCCUCUGCAGCAAUUCAGAAUGAAACUCCAAAGAAAAAGCCCAAAUUGGAAUCUAAGCCAUCUAAUGGAGAUAGCUCUAUAAAUCAGUCAGCAGAUAGUGGGGGAACAGACAAUUUUGUCCUUAUAAGCCAACUGAAAGAAGAAGUGAUGUCACUUAAGCGUCUCUUACAGCAGAGAGACCAGACCAUUUUAGAAAAAGAUAAAAAAGUUAACUGAACUAAAGGCAGACUUUCAGUACCAAGAGGCAAACUUGAGAACAAAGAUGAACAGUAUGGAAAAAGCUCACAAAGAAACUGUGGAACAGCUUCAGGCCAAAACCAGAGAACCACUCAAACAGGUUGUAGCAUUGUGAAAGGGUAAAAAGUUUGACAAAAGUGGAAGCAUACUAACAUCUCCUUGAGAAAGUUACUGAUUUAAUGUUUCUGCUGAAAAUGUAAAUUUGAAAAAAAUUCAGUGACGCCCUUAAAUUCUGUGUAGUGGAAAAAUAUUUUUGCACACCAAAUGAAUUGGUGUGUUUCCUAUUCACUUUUGUAACUGAUAUACAACAUUUUUUAAGUUGUAAAACAUUUAAAUAAAACUUCAAUUGGUUUGAAGUAACUUUUUAAUAAUUUGAUAUCCAGGAACUUUUCUGCCAGCAAUAGUAUUAAACAGUUGUAAAGGAGUGCAUGAGUAGUGCUUUUUAUAAAAUGCAACAUGCAAUAAUAGAGUAGGUAUGGUUUUAAGAAAUCAUAGCAUCAGGGUUUUUGUUUUGAUUUUUGUUUUACACCAUGCUAAUUUCAGAUAAACAGUUUCAAUUUAGAAAUACAGAAA
Miniopterus natalensis is the source of this 1470-nucleotide messenger RNA. Its product is annotated as protein FAM76B-like. The record is from RefSeq and is a predicted model, not a curated record. NCBI's taxonomy places the organism in Eukaryota, Metazoa, Chordata, Mammalia, Chiroptera, Miniopteridae. Gene Ontology annotation, cellular component: nuclear speck.